Messenger RNA from Pantherophis guttatus, 1227 nucleotides. Its product is annotated as olfactory receptor 14I1-like. Gene Ontology annotation, biological process: G protein-coupled receptor signaling pathway. Gene Ontology annotation, cellular component: membrane. Gene Ontology annotation, molecular function: olfactory receptor activity; G protein-coupled receptor activity. The record is from RefSeq and is a predicted model, not a curated record. Lineage: Eukaryota; Metazoa; Chordata; Lepidosauria; Squamata; Colubridae.
AUGGAUAACAACACAUCAGGGUUUCUCCUUUUGAAAUUUUCAACAAUUUGGGAACUACAGACUAUGUACAUAAUUUUAUUACUAAUACUGUACAUAAUGACAGUAACAGGGAACUUUUUCAUCAUCAUUGCUGUUGUUUCUGAUCACCACCUACACACCCCAAUGUAUUUCUUCCUGAUGAACUUAGCUGUGCAAGACAUUGGUUCUGUUUCUGACAUUAUUCCCAAAGCUGUUUUCAAUUCUCUUACGGAUAUAAGGAAGAUUUCAUAUGUUGGUUGUGUUGUCCAGGUCUUCUUGAUUCUAUUCUUCUUUGGCUCAGAUGUUGCCCUUCUUACAGUUAUGGCAUAUGAUCGAUAUGUUGCUAUUUGCAAUCCUUUGCAAUAUGAAAUAAUAAUGAACAGGAAAGCUUGUGCCAAAAUGAUUGGAAGUGUUUGGACUGCUUGCCUUCUCAAUGCUGCAUUGCACACUUUUGAAAUGUUUACUACUCCUUUCUGCUCUAAUAUUAUCAACCAAUUCUACUGUGAAAUUCCACAUUUACUAAAGAUUACUUGCCCUGAUUCAUAUGUAACUGAAAUUGGAGUUGUAGUGUUCAGUGUUUCAUUAACAAUUGGUUGUUUUGUCUUCAUUAUUUCUACCUACAUACUGAUUCUCACUGCUGUUCUAAGAAUCCCUUCUGUACAAGGGAGGAAUAAGGCCUUCUCCACUUGCCUACCACAUCUCACUGUUUUUUCCAUAUUUAUGUUUACUGGUUCCUUUGCUUAUCUAAGACACAUAUCUGAUCAUCCAUCCCAUCUUGAUUUCAUAAUUACAAUAAUGUAUUCCAUUAUUCCACCCAUGAUGAAUCCAUUAAUCUACAGCAUGAGAAACAAGAACAUCAAAGUUGCAAUUUCAAGAUUUUUUGGUCAAUUUAAUUUUAAAGAAAUUUACAAUGCUGUUCAAGAACUAGGUGGCAAAUAUAACCUGGAGGGCCUUUGCACUGUUCCAUCUAGUGUUCCAGUUAGAACACUUCCUGAAAUCAGAGGUUUUACUCACUUCUUACUUGGGCUUUUCCAACAUACUGUAUACAGGACUGCCCAUAAUAAUAAUCUCCUAUUUGAGAAGAUCAAGCAGAGGUGCUUUUCUCUGUACCAUCACUCAGAUAUAUUGGAACAUGUUCUACAAAGUGCUGUCCUUAAAGAAGAUUUGGAAGAGAUACUUGGUUCAGAAUAUAGCAACCUGAAUAGUUAG